Apus apus (common swift) is the source of this 2172-nucleotide messenger RNA. RefSeq names its product SAM domain, SH3 domain and nuclear localization signals 1 (gene SAMSN1). The transcript has 15 exons. Gene Ontology annotation, molecular function: protein binding. The record is from RefSeq and is a predicted model, not a curated record. Lineage: Eukaryota; Metazoa; Chordata; Aves; Apodiformes; Apodidae. Bases 49 to 1959 code for a protein of 636 amino acids.
UCCAAGGAUACAACAACUACUGUCAGCCGGCCUAGCACUCCAGUGAGCAUGCAUGCAAAUUGUGGACCACCUGACAGGUCUGUGUCUUUGGAAUUGCCUGUCUUUGAGAACACGGUGACCAAAAAAAGAAAAUCCAUCCAGAAGUCCAUGUCUGAAAAUGAAGCAUUUGACAGGAAAAAUGUGAAUGGCACACUUUGGCAGGGUUCCAGGAAGCCAGAAAAUGAUUCGUACAUCAGAAGGCACUGUCAGUUUGAAGAAGAUAACAUUAUUGGUGAUGGGGUGCACUUGCAGCAAGGAAAGAAGAUAGAAGAAACCACAUGCCAGAUGAUAAACUAUGAGCAGUGGAUUCCACCACGAGUUCACAAUCCAGCUGUGGCUGGUAACAGUGAAAUGGGUAUGGAACCAGAUGAUAAAGCAGAGUCCAUGGGAACAUUAAAACGAUUGCAGAAAUUGGUCAGAACCAAAAAAACUAACACACAAAGCUUGGAGGAUGUCAAACAUGUUUUGGUUCCCCUCAAUACAUUAGAGAAUGCUUACCUUUCUGAAGAGGAUGAAGAAGCACUAACUUCUUGCAUGAAACUGACAAGACCUCAAGAAAAGAAGACCUGGAAAGAAAACAUGAGGAGAAAAGAAGAGACUGAGACUAGGGCAGAUUUUAUUUCUGCAUCUCUGGGCCGCUCAUACACUUCCAGAAUUAAUAAUUUAGGAACUAUUUCAAUACAUUCUGAAACUGAAUUUCAGUUGUGGAGUGACUGGAAGCCAUUCCCUGAUAACCAGCUCUGUCCUUGUGACUUCUUGAUUUCAAAAAUAGAAGAAUGGGAAAACUGCACUUGCUCUUCUCAUCAGCCACAUCUUACAUAUUCCCUAACUGAUAUGGAUCUACAGUACUCCUGGCGUACAAGUAGCUUUGGAAGCUUUGAUCGUUUCAGACAUCACUCAAUAUCAAAGACAGAUGAUUCAGCUGAGAUAUCUGAGUUGGAGACUAUAAGUGAUGUCGGAGAAGGAGUAUCAACUAAAGCAGCAAAUAAUGCAGGAGGUUUGGGUAAGAAGAUGAGAGCCAUUUCACUUACCAUGAAGAAAAAGAUGGGUAAAAAGUACAUCAAGGCACUCUCUGAGGAGAUGAAUGAAGAAGGAAAAGAUGACAGUGAUCCUGGUGGUGGAAUACACACUGAGAAGGUCUCCCUAAAAGCCAGUGACUCUAUGGAAAGUCUUUAUAGCCUGAACAGUGGCCAGAGCUCAUCUAGUGGGGUGACCAGCUGCUCAGAUGGAACGAGCAACAGGGACAGUCUCCGGUUUGAUGACGAAGUCCCUUACAGUGGGCCCUUCUGUGGUCGAGCCAAAGUUCACACUGACUUCACACCAAGUCCUUAUGAUACCGACUCUCUGAAAAUCAAGAAAGGAGACAUUAUAGAUAUAAUUUGUAAAACCCCUAUGGGGAUAUGGACAGGCAUGUUGAACAACAAAGUAGGAAACUUCAAGUUCAUAUAUGUGGAUAUUAUCUUGGAAGAGGAAGCUGCACCCAGAAAGAUAAAGCCAUACAGAGGAAGCAAAAGGACCAAGCCUAAAACAUUGCAAGAGCUCCUGGAUUGUGUCCACCUGCAGGAAUAUGCCUCAACCCUCUUGCUAAAUGGCUAUGAAACUCUGGAGGACCUAAAGGAUCUACAGGAGAGCCACUUGAUUGAAUUAAAUAUUUCAAACCCAGAAGACAGGGCAAGAUUGUUAUCAGCAAUUGAAAAUCUACAGGACUGUGACAGUGAACAGCAGGAGAAAAGUGAGGUUUGUCAGGAGAUGCAGAGCUUAAGCCCUCACCAUGGCUUUGACAAAUCACAGUUAAAUGAAUGCCCAAGAGAUUCUGGCUGUUACAUCUCAUCAGAAAAUUCAGAUAAUGGUAAAGAAGAAGUAGACUCAGAAACCCUGUCUGACAUGGUACAGUCAAUAGUGAUCACUGAGUCAGCCUGAUUCAGCCCUGCUGCUUUUCUGCAGGUUUUCAGAAAAGACACUCAGAUUUGCCAGUAUGAUGGCUCAGAAGCAGAACACAGAAUAUUUUCAGCACCGAAAAUCUACUUCUGUCUGAUGUGUAAUGUUCUAGACUGUUCAAUAUGUGGACACUUGAUAACUAAGUGUUAGCUGAUAAUGUUAAUAUCUCAUGCUUUUCUUUUCAAUGAAUCCACA